ACUCUGCAUCAGUUGACAGAAAGAGUCGAGAGCAGCAGGAUAUCUGAAUCUGCCUCUGCUUUGUAACCAAACGUCCCCCGACCUUUGUUUUCACACACAAAACCCGGAUUAAGUUGCACACUGCGCCUUUAAGAAACUGUCAACUGGAUUACUGAUCCAGGUAGAUCACCGGAGGGGUUCUUACGCGCCGCCGUUGCCCGAGGAGGCUCUCCCUCAGCCACAUUUCUCCCUCUGCUUCUCAUCCUCCUCUUCCUCGCCGGGAACCCUCAGACAUGGCUGAGAUAGGGAAGGGGGUGACCGCCGGGAAACUGGCCAUCAACGUCCAGAAGAGACUAAACAGGGCGCAGGAGAAGGUCCUACAGAAGCUGGGAAAAGCAGACGAGACGCGCGAUGCCGCCUUCGAGGAGAUGGUGGCCAACUUCAACAAGCAGAUGGCAGAAGGAACCAAACUGCACAAAGACCUGAAGGCCUACCAGGCUGCGGUGAAGACGAUGCACGACGCCUCGCGGCGGCUGCAGGACUGUCUGGCCGACAUGUACGAGCCCGACUGGUUUGGAAAGGAGGAGAUGAACGCGCUGGUGGAGGAGAUGAUAGAGAAGGAGUUGGACUGUAACUUGGAGGACACGGACACGCUGUGGCUGGACUACCACGUGAACAUCACCGAUAAAUCCCUGCACGGCAUGGACUCGUACCUGACCCAGUUUCCUGAAAUCAAGGCUCGCAUCGCCAAGCGCGAGAGGAAGAUGGUGGACUUCGACAGCGCCCGCCAUCACUUCGGCUCCUUACAGAAGGGCAAGAAGAAGGACGAGGCCAAGAUCGCCAAGCCGGCGGCCUUGUUGGAGAUGGCGGCUCCCAGCUGGGCCCAGGGUUUGAUUUCAGCCCACCAGGUGGCUCAGACUAACCUCUCCUACAACCAGGCCGAGGAGGAGCUGGGCCGAGCUCAGAAGAUCUUCGAGGAGCUGAACGUGGGCCUGCAGGACGAGCUCCCGGCGCUGUGGGACAGACGUGUCGGCAUCUACGUGAACACAUUCCAGAGCCUGGCGGGUCAUCAGGAGAAGUUCCACAGAGAAAUGAGCAAACUCAGCCUGAACCUGAACGACAUCAUGACCAAACUGGAGGAGCAGCGGCAGCUCGGAAAAGGUGCGACUGCAGCCUCAAAGACCGGAGGAGGUGGAAAGAGUGAGGAAACCAACCACAGUGAACCAACCACCUCAGCACCAAAGAGUUCGGUGACCAACGGAUCCGGUGGUGAACUCCCUCCGGGGUUCCUCUACAAGGUGAAGGCAGUGCACGAGUACACCGCCACCGACGGCGACGAGCUGGAGCUGCAGGUUGGAGAUGUCGUGCUGGUUUUGGCCUUCGACAACCCGGAUGAACAGGACGAUGGCUGGCUCCUGGGCUUGAAGGAGUCCAAGUGGUUGCAGAAGAAAGAUAUUUCCACUAAAGGCGUUUUCCCGGAGAACUUUACCCAGAAGGUCUGAGGACAGGUCCGCCUACGGCUCCCCGUGAAUGCUCCACCUCCUCAGACCCGUCACAAUAACGUCUACUGACCCACGACAUGAUCCGAAAGAAUUACUGAAAACAGUGCCUGGUUGCAACUAUGCAAAGUUAAAAGAUAAAUGAUUGGUUUUACUGGAACUCUUUGCUGUAAAACUCAAACAAAAAUUGCAUGUUUUUGUCCUGAUUAAUUAUUCCAGGAUUAAGAGCUUGUUUCCACAUACACGUACGUGAACCUUCACACUGCAGAAUAAUUAAACAUUUGUGUUGGAUUAACGACAAGCUGCAGUGUUCGCCAGGAGGUUUUAUAAUAAAACUCAAAAAGGGGCUAACAACCAAAACUGAACAUUUUCCUAUGAAUAUGUCACAGUUGCUUUCAGCGAACAUUUUACAUUGAAAUGAUGGAAAGGUGCGUAACAAGGAUGCAUCUACAGCGGCUUAUAUGUCUUAACAUCUGAGCCUCAGUUCAACGUGAAGUCGUACAGUUUUACGGACUGGACACACAUGUAUGUGGAAAUGAAGCACAAGUGCAGUUACCGUGCUGGACUCACAACACAGACCCAUGUGGUGGUACUAAUUAAACCUGGUCAAAAGUAAAAGAUGUACUGUAUAAAAGUCAAAAUGUUUGCAGUUCAUUGCAUGAAGCAUCGCGUUGUCUUGUCAUUUACUGUGAAACGAUCGCCGUGACUCCACGAUGUCGGGCUGCAGAAUGAGGCUGGGAUUGUUUAAAAACCAUGCAGUUGUCCUGAAAUAGAGCCUUGUGGAACGCCACAUUUAAAAACAACAAAACUGUUUCCUAGGCUCUGCAUUUUAAUGAUUUUUAUGGUUUCUCGUAGGUUUAUUGGAGGUAAAAGUCGUGUUUAAUUUCCAUCAUUGGCCAUUUUGAGGACAUCAUUGUGUGGCUUGAAUUUUCUAAUGCACAUGUGGUUUCAUUUUACUUAUUCUCACGUUUUCAUUGAGGGAUGGAACGCUUACAGUGAAUAUCUAUGUUCUGACUUGACUUUUUUUUCAUCUAUUUAUGACACAAUAUAAGCAUUUUUAAGCUCUGAACUUCAUCUGGGGCCUUCAGUCCUCAACAGGCCGAGUCACAUCUAUGCAAAGCUAUUUUCUUUUGUUCAUUUCCAGUGAAAUUCAUGUUCUGAAUGAACAAUUUGAGUCCAGUUAAAUGGGAUGCCGAUAGUGAACCAUUUCAAAAGUAAAACAGUUCUGUCUUCACCGAAUAUGCUGCAGAAAGCAAAGUGAAGCACAUCCAAAAGAUAUUUUUACACCACAUAGAAUUAACAAAUACAAAACUGGUUUAAGUUAUAACUAAUGUCUAAUGUACUGGAUCAAAUCAGUGUCAUUAAAGAUGAAUGAAACAUCA
Messenger RNA from Cololabis saira (Pacific saury), 2860 nucleotides. It is a transcript of the gene bin1b, whose product is annotated as bridging integrator 1b. Bases 273 to 1481 code for a protein of 402 amino acids. NCBI's taxonomy places the organism in Eukaryota, Metazoa, Chordata, Actinopteri, Beloniformes, Belonidae. The record is from RefSeq and is a predicted model, not a curated record. Gene Ontology annotation, molecular function: phospholipid binding; tau protein binding. Gene Ontology annotation, cellular component: cytoplasm; plasma membrane; synaptic vesicle. The transcript has 16 exons.